UAAAAAGUCCUGUAGAAAUAUCAAAAUCAUCCUAAAUUAGUUAUUGAGAUAUUAUACUAAAUAGGUACUUAUUUAGGCUAAUUUAUAAUAAUAAUUGCAGAACACUUGUCUUAUGCUAAUAACUUUAUUUUUGAGUAAUCGCUGAGUUGAGUCAUGCACAUUUGAGUAUGAAGUCAUGCACAUUAGGGUUCAUGCUUUGUUAAGUCAAAACAAUAGUGACUCAGCCUAGCGCCGGGGCAGGCAGAGACGCUCCGUUGCAGGUACUUAAGCGCCGCGAGGAAAGCUUGUCAGCCAGUCGAAGCGCAGAGUUCAGAGUGGAAGGUUGUCCAAAAUGUUUCCCGAUUACGAGUACUUCUUUUACCAGUACAAGGGCAUGUGCCCUUUCAGUUGCCUGCCCUUGGAAGUUUUCCAACCGGAUAUUUUGGCCGUGCCCGCCUAUGUGGAAGAUUAUGAAGUGAUAACAUCGGAAUAUUUGCAAAAAGAUGAGCCUAAUGAAGAUGACACGUCGAUCGAGACCUACCCUGUCAGUCCCGUUGCCUCACCUAUCAACGAGCCGCCGUAUCAUUGGACUCAAGCAGUUGCCACGAGACUCGUGCCUGUGGCAGCUGACUUCAAAUUCACUUUCACGAAGACACUCAGUACUGACAGUGACGGUACAGACACUGAUGGUACAGAAGCCGACGGUCACGACGAGCAUUGCGGUCCAAACCCUCCAGCCCCGGUCAAACCGGCGCCCCUGCCUCCUCUUGGCUCUACGCCGAGGAGGCAAUCCCGGAGGAGGCUAAUAAUUAUUACAAAGGUCAGGCGAAUUGACUUCGACGUGCCGGAGGAAUAAUUAGAACGUCCACGGCUGGACAAAGGUCUCCCCGAGGAUGUCUCACGCCUGGCCUGCGGUGCCGUACCC
Ostrinia furnacalis (Asian corn borer) is the source of this 904-nucleotide messenger RNA. RefSeq lists its product as uncharacterized. The record is from RefSeq and is a predicted model, not a curated record. The transcript has 4 exons. Bases 332 to 835 code for a protein of 167 amino acids. NCBI's taxonomy places the organism in Eukaryota, Metazoa, Arthropoda, Insecta, Lepidoptera, Crambidae.